CCUAAAUUGUUAUUGUUUCUCAUAUGUAUCUUUAUUCUGCCAUCAUUCUGCCUGAUUUACAAAUAGUGUGAUUUUUACCACCUGAUGAACUUUGAAAGUAUUUCGCAUGCUGUGAUGACAAUCGACGUAAUUAAUAGAAGGCUCUUUGCUCCAGGUGUUCAUUUCUUUUUGCUGUACUUCAGUUUAGAGUUAUUACAUAACGAAAAUCACGGAGGUGCAUGUGUGGUAGUCAAUUCUGGAGGUGAAGCUGGUUGUCCCCCUACUUUUUGCUAGUUUCUUUCUUUUUUAUCAAUAGACGUGGUAAGGUCAAUCCUAACCCCCCACGUAGGCACAGGUGGAAUGUUGAAAAGAAUAUAUGUGAUUAGUAGCCGUAACUUAGAUCGAGUUCGUAAGUUGAAGAGUCAAAUGACAAGGUUGACUGCUCGUGUGCAAAAGGUGAGGGAUGAGCUAGAACAACUAUUGGAUGACGAUGAUGAUAUGGCAGACCUGUACUUGUCUAGAAAGUUGGCUGGUACAUCAUCACCUGUAAGUGGCUCGGGUGCUGCCAGUUGGUUCCUAGCAUCUCCUACCAUUGGCUCAAAGAUAUCUAGAGCCAGUAGGGCAAGUAUGGCAAGCAUGCGUGGAGAUGAUAAUGAUGUAGAGGAUCUAGAAAUGUUACUUGAGGCGUACUUCAUGCAAAUUGAUGGCACACUGAACAAAUUAACCACGUUGCAGCUACGUGAAUAUAUUGAUAAUACAGAAGAUUAUAUCAAUAUUCAGCUUGACAAUCAUCGGAAUCAGCUCAUUCAGUUGGAGCUUGUUCUCAGCUCCGGAACUGUAUCUAUGUCGAUUUAUUCUUUGGUGGCUGGCAUAUUUGGUAUGAACAUUCCUUAUACCUGGAACGACGAUCACGGAUUCAUGUUUAAAUGGGUGGUCAUGGUCACAGGGGCCUGCUGUGCAAUCCUUUUUCUUAUUGUUGUGUUUUAUGCUCGGCGCAAAGGGCUAAUUGGAUCUUGAUUCUAUGAGUGAUUGGGUCUUCUCAAGUUUGAGAGGAUUCAGGCACGGUAUUGAGAUGUUUGAUAAGGUUGAUUGAUAGUGCUGGACAAUAUUAGGGAAGAAAGAAAAAUAUUGUAUUCAUUCCAAUGGUCAGUAUGGUCUAAUAUUACUUUUAAAAAUAAAUAAAUAAAAAUAAAAAUAAAUUGUAAAUAA
This is a messenger RNA of Olea europaea var. sylvestris, 1188 nucleotides long. RefSeq names its product magnesium transporter MRS2-I-like. NCBI's taxonomy places the organism in Eukaryota, Viridiplantae, Streptophyta, Magnoliopsida, Lamiales, Oleaceae. Gene Ontology annotation, biological process: magnesium ion transport; transmembrane transport. Gene Ontology annotation, cellular component: membrane. The record is from RefSeq and is a predicted model, not a curated record. Gene Ontology annotation, molecular function: magnesium ion transmembrane transporter activity. The transcript is spliced from 8 exons. Bases 340 to 996 code for a protein of 218 amino acids.